This is a messenger RNA of Homarus americanus (American lobster), 5203 nucleotides long. RefSeq lists its product as uncharacterized. The transcript has 10 exons. The record is from RefSeq and is a predicted model, not a curated record. NCBI's taxonomy places the organism in Eukaryota, Metazoa, Arthropoda, Malacostraca, Decapoda, Nephropidae. The coding region runs from base 156 to 1436 and encodes 426 amino acids.
GAUGGCGGAAUGAGUGAGAGUGUGUUUAGUGAUCCUCCGUGAAAUACCAGCGAUUUGUGGUGCAUUAUCAAGUCGCAUCGUGUUUGAAUUAGGUCUAUGCUGUUAUAAAGUGUUAUACGACAUAUUGGCGAAAAAACCCGGUGGAUUUACUAGUCAUGGAUUCCGUAGCUGCUGUGAUACUCUUAUUGGGCGUCCUCGCCGCCGCCAACGCACAGCUCAUCGAACGCCCGAACAAAGAGGCCACGAUUAAAAAUGUCCGAAUCUUGUGCAACAGUAAUGACAUCGUCGUCUCCAUUGAAACAUCCGCUGACUUCAAUGGAAUGAUCUACCCAAAAGGACUCUCCAAAAACUCCUCCUGUAUGUCGGAGUUCAAGGACCAAUCAAAUCCGGUCCUCUACAAGCUUCCGCUCAAGUCCUGCAGCACCAUGAGCACCGAGUUGGACGAUGGCAUCGAGUACUUCAACACGGUGGUGGUACAGCCACACAGGAAGCUCGUGACCAACCAGGGCCGCGGCUACCACAUCCGCUGCAAGUACCAAACACAGGAGAAGACCGUCACCAAUGCCUUCAACGUCAGCGGUGACUUCGUUACGGAUGUGGAAUGGAAGGCGCCCAACGGCUCCAGCUUCAUCGGUACGACGCCGCUCACCGCCACAGCUCCCAUGCCGGGCUGUUACAUGAGAAUCUUCUCCGGGUCGCCAACAGACAAAUCUGUAGCCGAGAACGUACGUAUCGGCGACCCUCUCACUAUGGUGAUCUCCCUCGACGACCAGGAGAUCUACGGCAUGAAGGUCACCGACUGCCUCGUGAGGGAUGGCCUAGGAUGGGGAGAACAGAUGCUUAUAAACAAAGAUGGAUGUCCUGUGGACUACGAGAUUCUGGGAGCGUUAGAGUACUCGUCAUCCAAGACGACAGCCGCCGUGCGCUUCCAGGCCCAUAAGUUCCCGUACACCUCGUCAGUGUACUACCAGUGCAACGUUAAACUGUGCAUCAAGAAUGCUGGAGGCUGCGAUGAUGUGCCACCAGUGUGUGUGGAGGGCGUGAACUUAAUCCGCCGUCGUCGCAGGGACGUGGCUGAGGUUGAUGGCAAUGGUGACCUGAAGGAAGUCGCUGCAGAGGUUGACGAGAACUUGACCAUCGAAGUCUUCACUGGUCUCUAUGUCAAUGAGGACGAGGAACUUCCAGAACCUGAAGGUGCCUCUGAAACUCUUACCCCUGUGAAGGAAGAGGUGGUGGAGGACCCCAACACCUUCUGUCUCUCUCCCAAGACCUUUGCCAUUGGCAUCGCUAUUGCAGGUCUCAUACUGAUGAUAGCAGUUAUUGCCUCCAUUCUUAUCCUCAUCUCCCGUCGUCGAAGGAGGAAGGAAGACUCUACCACCGGUUCCUCCAUAUACUCCAGUCCAUACACCAAUACAGCUUACAGUCAGUCAUCCUAAUACAUAGGUUCAAGGUACAUGUAGUAAGUGUGCUAGAAAACCUAAAGUGCUGUGAACUCCACGAAUGAAAUGUCUAUCUAAUCCACUUCAUAGCAAAAGAAGUUAUGCAAAUCAAUUGAAUACAGCUUCUUUAAAGUUACUGAACAUAAGUUAAUCACCGGUUAUGAAUUUUACCUCUUUCCAAAUUAACAUGGGAGUAAAAUCUAACGAAGGUGUAGACAGAGACGCAGAUGCUAACACUGACGCAGACGGUGAGGGUAUUGGAAUAUUACUUCUCUACUAAAGAUGAGAAAAAAGAAUAUAUACUAUCCAACGACUCUGACUUGACAUAAGUUGGAAAAGACGAUCGAUAGUUGUAAAGUGACUACUAUUCUACGAGAGGGUACAAGUUUUUAAAGAGAAUUAGGAAAACCUAAGUUUAUUUUUAAGUUCAAAAUGACGGGGUAACUGAAGAAUCAGAUACAGUACUUAAAAUAUAACUAAUGUGAUGCAGGAAAGAUUGGUGUUACGUAUACCAUAUAUUGUUGAUGUAGUUACAGACUUUUGUACCAUAAUGCAAUAAUGAUGAAUGGUGCUCCGGGAUGAAUUGUUCAUGAAAAGAGAAAGAUGCGUAAUUAAUUAAUAACAGCUUUAUGGCAAUUUACACAACAGGAGAUAUACUUAAUACAUAAUUAGAUAUUAAAUGCUUCUGUGUUUAAUCUGUGCUCUAAACUAGCUGACAUAUUGUAAGUUUAGAGGAGUUUCUGGUAAAGUUUACUAACUGGUUGUGACAUUGGUGUCUGAGAGGAUGAGGGGAAACUGGUUCACGUAACAGAGAUAUUAUGCCCGAGAAGUCAGUGAAUGGUGUUACUCUUAUGCAAAAUUGAAAACAAAACAUUACCUAUAAUAAACCGCUUGUGUUAAUGAAACUUCCUUAAAAAUUUUCAUUAGUUAUUUUUACACUACAUUAGCUUCAGUAAAUAUUGCACAACAGGGAAUUUUUCUUCAACAAGUUAAAGGUAUUUUUGCAAAAACACUACAUGCAAUAAACGUAAGAAUUAUUUUGCAAAAUGAAUAGUUUUCACUGACUUCUUUGAGUUUUACUCAAUACUCAAGGUCUUGCCCCAAGAACAUAAAAUGGUGAUUGAAUUACCAGUCAACAAGGGAAACCAGUAAUUCAAAUCUGUCAAAGGAAAUGGCUAAGCUUAUUUGAGUAAUCCAAUAAGCUGAGUCAUGUGAAUGGGGUCUCUGUUUCUCACCCAACGUCUCCCCUCUCUUCUUGCUUGUCUUAUCAAACACCCAUAAUUUUUUCUACUUCGUGUAUAGAAUAAGGGCAACUGCGGCAGAAGUGACUUACGAUGCAAUAAUGAUUUGUGUGUUUUACUCGUGUUACACUACCACAAAUGUUGGUUUAUAAUACUGUAGCCUUCACUGAAACCAGUGAAGUAGACCGUUUCCCCAUUGUCAGACUGUAAGCUAUUGUUAACAAAUUUAAAAAUCUUCAAAGAGUAGGGUGAUAUUUGUGGGUUUUAUUGCCUCUUUGGGGUGUAUGUUUCCAAUGAAUUUUUUAACUGAAAUCAUAUGAACUGCUCAUGCCUCCAGCCUGGUACAGAAAUUUAGAUUGCAACACAGAUAGGCAGUUGCUUACAGUCUUAUAAUUAGAUAAUUCAGACGGGAUACGGAUAUCAUGAAAGGAAUCUGUGAUAACAGUGCUGUAUAGUGCAGCCACUCUACACCUAUGACCAACUGGGAUCUAUCAGAUUAUUAUGAAAUAUAUAAAAUGGAAUUUGGUCUUUAUGAUUAAUCAGUAAAUGAGCAGUUGAGAAAUUAGUCCACUGACAACCUUAUGGAUAUUCUAACAUUGUGGAUGUUUGUGCAUUCUACAGUAGUAAGGAAAGAUUGCCAGUAUAGGUAUUUCAUGAUAUCCGUAUCCUCACUAUAGUGUAGCUAUAGUUUAGUGCCAUAAGCCAUGUGCUUACUUAUGAUACUUCAGCAUUGAGAAAACAUGUUAAAUUUUAUGUUGUAUCCAUUUUAAGAUUAUUGUGACAACACAUUGACAACAGGUACAAAAUCAGUGUUGACUUAAACGGGAUAAAUGAUAACUUAACGAGCCGCCUUCAGAUAUAGAUGAUAUUUCUUUGGGGAAGGAAGGGAAGGGGAAGUGGUUUUAUAUCUACUACCUGUACUGAAUUUUGAGGUCUUUUUACUGUUUUAAAUCACUAAUAAUUAGAUAAAUAUCGCGAUUCUGAAGGUUUUCUCUAAAUAAACAAGAUGUGAUUUGACACUUUGUUACAACUUUUUGUAAAAUGUAGUCAUCUGUUGCAAGCAAUAUACUAUAGCAUAGCAUAGUAUAUAGGGGAACGGUCUGAAAUAUAUUGUGAUAAAGAUUUCUCUCUAAAAAAAAUAACUCUUUUGCAUAUUGUAAAAAUUUGUGACACGACUACAGCGUAACUAAAUAAUAAUAAUUUUCGUUUUGUUUCAGUGUAAACAAUACUUUUUUUUAAGCAUUUUUGUGUGUGUGAGUAUGACACUGUAGUCUUUAUACUGUAGCUUUUUAUACCAAAUGUGAAAAACUACAUUCUAAAUGACAUUAAAACAGCUCAACCUUUAAUGGAUAAAGACUGCAUUUGCACGUGUUCAAUGAAUGUCAUUUAGCAUAUAGUUUUCUUUAAACAUUUUUAACUUAUGGUUGACAGCCCAUGGGGCAGCUAUUAAUCAUUUAAGGUUUAUUAGAUUUAGCAUAAUAAACACACUUUCUACAACUUUACAUAGACACUGGUUUACAUUUGCAUUGUGUCUGUCUUGUUCAAACUUCGUAAGACAGCAGUGUAUAGAUGUAUAGUUUACUUUUGCUUUGCCUUCCAGUGAUGUAUUAAUACAAUGCAUUUCUAAAUCUUUGUCUAGUAUAAGACAGUUGUGUGAACAAUUGCCAAAUAAUCAUGAGCAUUGUGUAUUAACCAAAUCAUCAUGAUUUCAAAUAUUAGCACUCUAGUUCACUACCGUAAUGUUGUGUCACGUCUUUAUAUUCAAGUAUUGAUGAUACUUGCUCGGUGUCUUCAAAUACAAUGAAACUGGAUUUCAGUAAUUUAAAAUCUACUUGAUUUUAUAUUGCAAAAUUGCAGCCAUAAGGUUAAAGCAUGCCUUUGUGGUUGGGGUGCCGGGUACACUAUAUUUCAUGUACUUGGCCACAAGGACAAGCUUCUUAAAUGAGUAAGUGAACAGGGUGGCAGUGGUAAUGCAGUUCCCUCUCUGCAAAUCUGGAUUUUGAACUCACUUUGAGCAAUUUCCACUGACAUGCACAGGCGUCGAUUAACUCGACUUUCUAACACAGUGGCAUAUAUAUUCAGUGCUUCUCUUAGUAAAUGAAUAUACAGGUACAAUUAUUUAUUAACAAGUAAAAGUAAAAAUUAUAUAAAAGCAACUUUAGGCUUGAAACUUGUGAUGCUGAGUUUACUUAAAGUAUUGCAAGAUAUUAUAUCGUCUUAUGGCCAAAUGUGUUUGAAAAGAUUCAUUUUGAUUCAAAGUGUCAAUUUCUGAAGUGAAAGAAGUGUACAUAGCUGACUUAAUGGUGCAAUAUGAGUAUGGUGCCACGAAAUUUGAGACCAUUCACGUAUUGUGCCAUGUAAGUAUGGCAUCAUGUACUUGUAUGUACAAUACUGUAAGAAUGACACUAUUUGUCCUAGAUGAGCCACUGUGAGCUCCUUGUAUCUACUCUUGUGCGCUAAGCGGGUUGGUGAUGGGUCUGUAGUUUCUCCACCGGGGACACCAAAUAAAUGCAAUCAAUUGUU